AUAAUUUUAUGUAUAUAUUUCGUGCUACCCAUUUGUGCAGAACUUCAAAGGUUCCAACAUCAACCAAAUCACGAUGGAUUUCUCAAUUUUCUAGUCAUUGGAGAUUGGGGUAGAAAAGGGUUGUAUAACCAAUCCUUGGUUGCCACUCAGAUGGGAAAAAUUGGACACAAACUUAAUAUAGAUUUUGUUGUAUCCACUGGAGACAAUUUCUACGACAGUGGGCUAAAAGGUGUAUAUGAUCCAGCAUUUUUGGAGUCAUUUUCUAAUAUUUACACAGCUAAGAGCCUUAGGAAGCAAUGGUACUCUGUUUUGGGAAACCAUGACUACAGGGGGAAUGCACUGGCACAAUUAAGUCCUAUAUUGAGGAAAAUUGACAACAGAUGGCUCUGCCAGAGAUCAUUCAUUCUUAAUGCAGGAGUUGCUGAUUUUUUCUUCAUCGACACAACUCCAUUUAUAAACGAUUAUUUCAACAAUUCCAAUCAUCAUUACGAUUGGCGAGGUAUAUCUAGAAGAAAAUUUUACCUCAACAAUCUUCUAAAGGAUCUUGAAGAAGCAUUGGUAAAAUCAACAGCAAGAUGGAAAAUCGUUGUGGGUCAUCAUGCAAUAAGAAGUAUUGGGCAUCAUGGUGACAGUCCAGAGCUUGUAAAAUACCUCAUCCCAAUACUUAAGGCCAACAAUGUUGACAUGUACAUGAAUGGGCAUGACCAUUGCCUUCAACAUAUAAGAAGCAUAGACUGCCCACUACUAUACUUAACGAGUGGAGCAGGAUCAAAGGCAUGGAGAGGUGAUAUUAAAGAAAGUCAUUCUGAUGUGGUCAAAUUCUUUUAUGAUGGUCAAGGUUUCAUGUCUGUUCAAAUGACUCAAACUGAUGCAAUAUUUGCCUUCUAUAACGUCUUUGGUGAGAGCAUACACUAUUGGAAACUAACAAAGUCAACAAUGCAAUCCUCUAUUUGA
Messenger RNA from Abrus precatorius (Indian licorice), 954 nucleotides. Its product is annotated as purple acid phosphatase 17-like. The coding region runs from base 151 to 954 and encodes 267 amino acids. Lineage: Eukaryota; Viridiplantae; Streptophyta; Magnoliopsida; Fabales; Fabaceae. The record is from RefSeq and is a predicted model, not a curated record. Gene Ontology annotation, molecular function: acid phosphatase activity; ferrous iron binding; ferric iron binding. The transcript has 7 exons.